This is a messenger RNA of Octodon degus (degu), 1373 nucleotides long. It is a transcript of the gene Terf1, whose product is annotated as telomeric repeat binding factor 1. Lineage: Eukaryota; Metazoa; Chordata; Mammalia; Rodentia; Octodontidae. Gene Ontology annotation, biological process: telomere maintenance. The transcript has 10 exons. Bases 2 to 1231 code for a protein of 409 amino acids. Gene Ontology annotation, cellular component: nucleus; chromosome, telomeric region. The record is from RefSeq and is a predicted model, not a curated record. Gene Ontology annotation, molecular function: protein homodimerization activity; telomeric repeat DNA binding.
CAUGGCGGAGAGUGGUGCCUUGGCAGUUCCGAGCCCGCGCGGGCGUGGCGACGGGGAGGAUACGGACGCCGCGGAGCCCGAGCUAAUGGAACAGGCGAGGAACGACCAGGAGCAGAUAGAGUGCCAUGAGCUGUUGGACUGCCAGGUGGAGAUUGGAGUCCCUGAGGAGGAGCAGGAGGACGACGCGGACGUGGCGGCGAAGGCCGAGGCCGUGGCUGCUGGGUGGAUGCUGGACUUCCUCUGCCUCUCGCUGUGCCGGGCGUUCCGCGACGGCCGUUCAGAGGACUUCCACCGCAUCCGCGACAGCGCCGAGGCUAUUAUUCAUGGACUCUCUAGUCUUACAUCUGAUCAGUUGAGAACUGUUUACAUAUGCCAGUUUUUGACAAGAAUCGCAGCAGGAAAAUCUCUUGAUGCGCAGUUUGAAAGUGAUGAGCGGAUUACACCCUUGGAAUCAGCCCUCAAUAUUUGGACUUCAGUUGAAAAACAACAUGACAAACUUCAUGAAGAAAUACAGAAUUUAAUUAAAAUUCAGGCUAUCGCUGUUUGUAUGGAACAUGGCAGUUUUAAGGAAGCAGAAGAAGUUUUUGAAAGAAUAUUUGGUGACCCAUAUUGUCAUACGACGUUGGAGAGGAAAUUGCUUAUGAUAAUCUCUCAGAAAGAUCCGUAUCACUCCUUUUUUCAACAUUUUAGCUACAAUCACAUGAUGGAGAAAGUUAGGAUUUACGUGAAUUGUGUGCUAAGUGAAAAAUCAUCAGCUUUUCUAAUGAAGGCAGCAGUAAAAGUAGUAGAAAGUGAGAAAACAAAAGUAAUAACUUCUCAAGAUAAACCUAAUGGUGAUGAUGAAACAGAAACUGAAGCUACUUUGAUGAAAGGAAAAAGGUCUCACAAGAAUAUCUUCUUAUCUCAGUUGGAACAAAGAAGCAGUCAGCAAGAUCUUAAUAAAGAGAGAGUGGGAAUCCUUCAAAGUGGAAGAAAGGAAAACAGAAGAGACACUAAUAGACCGGUUUCAACAAAUCAACCAGUAACUCAUGAGAAACGAGUUAGGAAAAGACAGCCAUGGCUUUGGGAAGAAGACAAGAACUUGAAGUCCGGUGUGAGGAAAUAUGGAGAGGGAAAUUGGACUAAAAUCCUGUUACAUUACAAAUUCAACAACCGAACAAGUGUCAUGUUAAAAGACAGGUGGAGGACCAUGAAGAAACUAAAACUGAUUUGCUCAGACAGUGAAGACUGAAUAUGCUUUUUCAGCGUUUAAUAAGAGGACAGUUAAAUAUUUUGUUUGCUACAUUAUAUUUGCAACUUGCUGGUCAUUGAGGUAUGUUAAAACUCUAGUUUAUUUUUACUUGUCAGUUUACCUGGUGGUGCCAGGGGAUGUG